AUGAGCUCCGAGCCCACCCUGUCAGCUCCCGGCGCAUCGUCGACCGAGCAGCCCGUCGUUGGCCUGGGUACCGCCCAGACCAAUGCUGAUGGCUCGCACACCAUCGUGCCGCCGCGAACCUCGUCCACCGCCGAAGGCAAGCAGCCGCUGCUGCACGUCCCUUCAGACACCAACGAUGCGCACACACCCUCUGGGACUGGCCUGAGUGGAGUCACCGCCGCAGACGCCGACAGCGUUGGAAAGGGGUCGAAGCACUCGAAGCGCAGCUUCAUGGGCAAGCGAAGGGCAGGAAGCACCGCGAGCAGCAAGCGCUCCGGACAGCCAACCAACCACCCGGACAAGACCGCCCAGGCACCUCCUGUACCUGCCACCACCGCCGCCGCCAACAACCGCGAGGGCUCAACAAGAAGCAAAGCAAGAAAGACGGGCGGUCUGCUCUCUUGUCUGCCGUGCUUUGCGCCAAAGGAGACUCGCGAAGAGGGUACCCCCCUGGAGAACGUCAAGCGAGCCGAGAAGGUCCCGGAGGGCCGCACGUCGCAAUCGACGCCUGUUAAGAAACAGUAUCCCGUUGUUGCUGCAGAGUCGAGCACUGGCGAUUCAAAGGACCCCGCCGAUGAGAAGGUGCCUACUGAGACUUUCGGCCCAGACGCUGUUGAGAAGCCGAGAUCGGAUGGUGAUGGCACCGUGGACGCCGUCAGGCCGUCUCAUGACAGCCCACCGCAGAUUGUGACAAGAAGCUCGUCCAAGAAACAGCACGCUCCAGAGCAACCUCUCCCCCCCGUGCCAAUUCAGCCUGGGCUUCUGCAGACAGACCACCCUGCCAUCAAUGUUCAGACCCCAACGCCUGGCACCACACCCGUGGUCGCUAGGCCUUCAGAAGAACAGCAGAGGAUCAUCGAGGACCAGACUGAGGAGCAAAAAGCACUGGAUGCUGACAUCGAGAUGAACGACGUCCCCUUGUCAAGCAAUGACGUGCACCAUGACAGCGAACACGCCGACGCUGAGCAACCCAAGGUUGCCCUCCCCCCUCCCCCGCCGCUCGAGCAAAGACAGGACGCCAUCCAGAAGCAGACUUCGGACGUGUCGGAAGCUUCAGAGCCACAGAAGUAUCUCCUCGGCCCAAUCGAGCCCAGAUUCAAGGGCAAAAAGUGCUUGGUCCUCGAUCUGGACGAGACUCUGGUCCACAGCAGCUUUAAGAUACUGCAUCAGGCCGACUUUACUAUUCCAGUGGAGAUCGAGGGUCAGUACCACAAUGUAUAUGUUAUCAAACGCCCAGGCGUCGACCAGUUUAUGAAGAGGGUCGGUGAGCUGUACGAGGUGGUUGUAUUUACCGCCUCCGUAUCAAAGUACGGCGACCCGCUUCUUGACCAGCUUGAUAUCCAUGGCGUUGUACACCACAGGCUCUUCCGUGAAAGCUGUUACAAUCACCAGGGCAACUAUGUCAAGGAUCUCUCGCAGAUUGGUCGUGACCUGAAGGAUACCAUUAUCAUCGACAACUCGCCGACCUCGUACAUCUUCCAUCCGCAACAUGCCGUCCCGAUCAGCAGCUGGUUCUCUGACGCCCACGAUAAUGAACUCCUCGAUCUGAUACCCGUCCUCGAAGACCUUGCUGGCAACCAGGUCAGCGAUGUCAGUCUGGUGCUCGAUGUUGCUUUGUAA
This is a messenger RNA of Ascochyta rabiei, 1659 nucleotides long. RefSeq names its product Protein-serine/threonine phosphatase. Gene Ontology annotation, cellular component: plasma membrane. The record is from RefSeq and is a predicted model, not a curated record. The transcript is spliced from 5 exons. NCBI's taxonomy places the organism in Eukaryota, Fungi, Ascomycota, Dothideomycetes, Pleosporales, Didymellaceae. The coding region runs from base 1 to 1659 and encodes 552 amino acids. Gene Ontology annotation, molecular function: phosphoprotein phosphatase activity.